Molecule: messenger RNA, 393 nt
Organism: Prorocentrum cordatum
Lineage: Eukaryota; Dinophyceae; Prorocentrales; Prorocentraceae
Source: the annotation of a GenBank genome assembly
AUGCCGGAGCUCCACCCGCAGCUCCUGGAUUCGCUGGCCGCGAGCCUGGAUCCAGCGAGCGGCGUGGCGCUGGUCUGCUUCGCCCUGCACGGCCAGGUUCCGGACGAGGCCGUCUUCGGGUUCUUUUCCGCCGCGGAGCGCCGCGGUUUUGUGGUGGAGGAGCUCGGGGAGCGGCAGUGGCCUCCGCGCUGCACCAACAUGCCGAGCAAGCGCAGCUACGUGUACGCCAGAGCCCUGCGGCCCGCGCCGCCCGCGUCUGGGCAAGACCGCUCGAGCUCGCAUGUUACAAGGCCACGGCGCCUCCAUCCCCCUCCGGUGGGUCCCGGGGUUCGCGGAGGCCCCAGGCGCCCUCUGGCGGCCUCCGAAGGCCCAGUGGAGGCAAAGACGUCUCGA